Molecule: messenger RNA, 2040 nt
Organism: Entrophospora sp. SA101
Lineage: Eukaryota; Fungi; Glomeromycota; Glomeromycetes; Entrophosporales; Entrophosporaceae
Source: the annotation of a GenBank genome assembly
AUGGAUUAUUUAAAAUCUACACUAUCACGCGUUGUUCUUGGAACAGAAAUACCAUCUUUUCCCUAUAACAUUACUGAUAAACUUGAUUCGUUUGACGGUUUGACAAUUUGGUCAUUACACAAUGGAACAAAAAAAGAUGAUGGAACUCCUGUAUCAAUUUUUGCUUUUGAUUGUGUUAAACAAAAAGAUCGGUUGCCGUUGGCUCGAAAUGCCUUUAAAAAAUUUAGGACUAUUAGACAUCCUGAUUUAUUAAAAUAUAUAGACGGUGUAGACACAGACACUUAUAUUUAUAUCGUUACUGAAAAAGUAACACCUUUACAAGCACAAUUGAAUAAUAAUUCUAAUGAGUUGACAUUGUGGGGUUUAUAUAAAGUAGCAAGUGCAUUAAAGUUUUUAAAUGGUGAUUGUUCUAUUAUUCAUGGAAAUGUUCGUGUCUCAUCUAUAUUUACUAAUAAAGCUGGAGAAUGGAAAUUGGGUGGUUUUGAACUUAUGAGCUCUUUAAAAGAAGAAAAUCCUAUCAUAUAUACAUUUGGUGGUUUAGUUUAUGAUUCGUCCAAAUAUGCUUCUCCUGAAAUAUCAAAAAGUUCUUGGAAUGUUUUGAAAGAUUUUGAUGUUGGGGUAGCUGAUUCAUGGAAUUAUGGAACUUUAAUUUACGAAAUUUAUAAUGGUCCUUUCUCAUCAACAAAUCAGCUCUCAAGCAUCAGCUCGAUUCCACAGAAAUUGACACAAACAAAUCCUAAAAUACGUUUAAAUAUUUCCCAAUUCCUUGAAGAAGGAAUGGAAGAUGGUGGAUGUUUUCAAAAUAACUUAAUACAAAUAAAUUUAUUUUUAGAAAAUAUGAAUAUUAAAGAACAAAAGGAAAAGGAUCUAUUUUACAAAAAAUUAAAUGAUUCUAUUGAUAAGAUUCCCGAAGAUAUUUGUAAAUACAAAAUAUUACCCGAAUUAAUCAAUGCUUUGGAGUUUGGUUCUGGUGGAGCAAAGGUGUUACCUCCCAUAAUCAAAAUAGGGAAUACGCUUGAUGAUACUGAAUAUGAGCAAAUAGUGGUAACUGCACUUGUUAAAAUGUUUGCUAUACCUGAUCGAGCAAUACGUUUGAGUUUGCUUGAGAAUUUAGGAUCGUUUAUUGAUCGUUUGAGCAGUAAAAUAGUUAAUGAUAAGAUUUUUUUUAAUGUGGUUACAGGGUUUACAGAUACUAAACCAAUUAUUAGAGAGAGCACUGUCAAAUCUAUUCUUUUGCUAAUUCCCAAGUUAUCAGAAAAAGUGAUUAAUAAUGAUUUAUUACGUUAUUUGGCUAAAUUACAAUUGGACGAAGAACCUGGAAUCAGAACAAAUACUACAAUCUGUUUAGGAAAAAUUAGUCAAUAUUUGAAUGAAAGUACACAAAAAAAAGUUUUGGUUUCAGCAUUUACAAGAGCUUUAAGAGAUCCUUUUCCUUAUGCUAGAUCAGCAAGUCUUGUUGCACUAGUUGCAACUUCCGAUUAUUACGAUGCAACUGAUUGUGCGACCAAGAUAUUGCCCUGUAUAUCAUUAGUUUUGGUCGAUAAAGUGAAAUCUGUUCGUCUACAAGCAUUUAAAACAGUUGAUGUAUUCAUCAAAAGAUUAGAAAAAUUGGUUGAAUCGAUGCCUGACGCUGCAAUUAUUAACACGAACGUUGGCACUACUACUAAUAAUGGUAAUGGAUCAUCAUCAACAGAAACUACACAAAAUUCUUCAAUUGCAUUUGCAUCAAGUGUUGCGGGUUCUGCUGCUAGUGUCGCAGAAAGUUUAGCUGGAUGGGCUGUAACUUCUAUUACAAAAAAGAUUGUAGGUGGUAAUAUUGAAGGAAUAACAGCUGCGUCAUCCUCGAUGAAAUUAAAUCCAACAUCAAAAUUACAUCCAUCUGAUGGCUGGGAUUUAGAUGAUGAUGGUUGGGGUAAUGAUGAUGGUUGGGAAGAAAAGGCAGCAGAACUUAAUCGUAAAAAGGAAGAAAGGCGACAAAAAAUGGCUGAAUUAAGAGAACAAAAGAAAAGAGGUGGUGUAUUAGGAGCGAAAAAAUUAUAA